Tilletiopsis washingtonensis is the source of this 2269-nucleotide messenger RNA. RefSeq lists its product as hypothetical. The coding region runs from base 500 to 2209 and encodes 569 amino acids. The transcript has a single exon. NCBI's taxonomy places the organism in Eukaryota, Fungi, Basidiomycota, Exobasidiomycetes, Entylomatales. The record is from RefSeq and is a predicted model, not a curated record.
CGCGCCGCGGCGCCGCCUUCCUUGCGCACCACCACCACCACCGCCACCACCUUCCUCCUUCGCCUGGCCGCUGGCAGCAGCCGCAGCCGCAGCAGCCGGCCUGCUCCUCCAUCAUACCACCGUCGCCGCCGCCCAGUGCCAUCUUCGUCGUCUCUCCCCCGCAGCAGCGCUCUUCGAUGUCGGUUCUGCACACAUUGGUGGUGCGCGUGACGGACAAUGCGCGCAACUCGCCGGACCUCGCCGCUCGCCGCCGUCUGAAUUUUGAGCAGGCUCGUGUGAUUUCUGGAAAUUCUCCUUCCUGCACCUCACCGACGAAUGCGUUGAGAACAGCGCCGUCUGGCGCGACUACGCAACGGGCAAUGCCGCGGGCGACAGCGACGCUCAGAGAGCGUCCCGCCAGGCGCUGCAGCAGCUCCACUCUGCACCAACAAAGGGCCACUCGGUUUCGCACCUCGAGGACCAGCUCGAACUCACGGCCUCGGCGUUCAAACACACGCUCAUGGCAACGGCCGCUGCCAGCUGGACCGUGGCCGACGUCGCCCUCGUUCCCGUGGCGAUGCUGCUGGGCCUGAUUCCGGCCGAGGCCAUGGACAACGACGUGCAGCUAAGGCUUGGAUCCGUGCCGCCUUUCGCUCUGCGUAGCCGCGCGUCGGCACUGGACCUGAGCUGCUGGACGAUGCGCAUCGGCAGCAGCCUCGAGCAACGCGACAUCGCGGUCGAUCUGCCGCGCAUGUCUCUGUCCGCGAUGGCGCGCCACGUCCGGACACUCGUGCAGCCUGUCGCACCUGCAGCGCAGCCCCUCGCAACUUGCCGCUCGACGUUCACAGUGUGCCUGACGGAGGACCAGCUGCGCAACUUCGAGAGGGCCGCCACGCGCGCAGAGGGCUGGUACGUCUGCUCACACCUGUACGAUGCGCUGGCUCCUCCCAGCACGGAGCGCGGCAAAGAUCCCCGCGAAACUUUCCGCGAAGCUCUGAAGGUCGCGUACGAUAGCGGCAGCGCAGCCGUCACGCCAAGUGACCGGCACUGGCACAACAAGGCAUGCAUCGCGAGCUCAGCCAAGAUCGACGCGUGCGAUGCCGCGCACCUCGUGCCUCGCAGCGUCGGGAAGGAGGCAUACGAGGCGGCAGAGACCGCCAUCCAGCGCACCGAGAGCACUGUGCCGUGCGCCGACACGGAUCUCGACACGCUCGCAUUGCUCGACGUGCGUCUCGGCUCGCUGCUGCCGCCGGCAGCGGAGACAGCCAAAUCCAUUCCCCUCGACUCGUCCCGCAACGGCGUGUUCCUGAACUUGCUUCUGCAUCGGGCGUACGACGACUUCGCCUUCCUCUUCACGCCGUCCCUCAACUUCGUACACGUCACGAGGCCCACACACGGCGCUCUGUGCCAGAGCGUAGUCGCGGACUCGGUCGGCGAGCACGAGCGCCCCUUGGAGCAGCCUGGCUGGCACACCUCCGUGCUCCGCGACGUUACCGGCACGGGUGAGCCCAACGCGCUCAAGUCAAAGGUCGCGGCACUGCACCUCUCCUCGUUCGUGUCGAUGUGCGCACUCUUCCUCGUCGCAGAGAUCAAGAUGAAGGGUGGACGACAAGCCGCUCCGAUCCAGGUCAGCGCCGCCCAGCCCUGCGGAAGCACGCAGCAGGCCGGAGGCAGUGCGCAAACAGCCGGAGCGCAAGAGACUGCUACGCACGAGACCGGCGAGGCUUCUGAGCCGUCACCGAAGCGCCCGCGCACGAAUGUGACCGAUUCUGAUGUGCAAGUGCGCUCUGCAGGACGCAUCUCGACGGCAUCGCGCUCCUCCGACCUUGGGUCUGACCCAGUCUCCGAGUCCUCGAACCCGACGAGCACGAGCUCAGGCUCGGGCCCGAGUGGCUCAGGCUCCGGCUCAAAGCUCGGGAUGGCCGCAGUGAGCACCAAGUCCAGCCCGCACUCGGACCUUGGGCACUUUCCGAACACGUCGUCCGCACGUGCGAAGAUCGAACAGCCGCCGGUGCUUCGCUCGCGCGCAUCAGGCGACACUGAGUGCAGUGAUGACGAGGAGGAGGAGGAGCGUCGAGCCGCCGAGGAGUCUGAGGAGGAGGAGCGUCGCGCCGCCGAGGAGGCUGAGGAGGUGGAGCGUCGCUCUUCGGGAGAGACUGAGCUGGCUUGCUUCCUGGCGGUCGCCCUCUUCGCCGCGCAUCGUCUCGAAGCAGCGGAGGCACGGGCAUAGAGGCGCUAGCAAGAGAUGACCGCCAUACUUGAUACCCCCAGCAAUAGCAUACCAUCGCAG